Messenger RNA from Eurytemora carolleeae, 9424 nucleotides. RefSeq names its product neural-cadherin-like. Gene Ontology annotation, cellular component: catenin complex; plasma membrane. Lineage: Eukaryota; Metazoa; Arthropoda; Copepoda; Calanoida; Temoridae. Gene Ontology annotation, biological process: homophilic cell-cell adhesion. The record is from RefSeq and is a predicted model, not a curated record. Gene Ontology annotation, molecular function: cadherin binding; calcium ion binding. The transcript is spliced from 26 exons.
CUAGAUUGUUGCUAUGGAUACCCGGUCCCCCUCCCUCACCAGUAAACCCGCCCUUGUCUACAUCAGCUUCGAGGAUAACGAGGUCCUCCCUCAGAACAUCACGGAGGCACACUCCAGGGUCAAGCGUCGAGUAACACGUGCUGUGCGUCCCACGAAGCGCAAUGAUUUCACCGAAGCGGACGGAGAACCAGAGGGAAAAAUAGUGUUCUCUCUAGAGAAAGAGAGCGAACAUGAAACCUUCAAGAUACGAGAUGAGAACCCCUGGGUAACGGUUGAACCGAACGGUGCCGUGCGGGUAAAGAAGAAGUGGGAUUAUGAGGAGUUAGGUCGGGAGAAGACGAUUGAUUUCUGGGUUAUUAUCACUAACUCCGGCAGCGGAGGGUGGCGAGGAUUGCAGUACACUGACAAUCAGAGAGUAAUCAUCAAAGUUAGAGAUGUUAACGACGAACCGCCCAUUAUUAUUAUUAUUAUUAAUUUUAAAGAGGAGGAUCAGUCCACGCUUCAUAUUAUAAAUGUGAACGUGAAGGAUCCUAACAGCCUGCUCAGGUUCACUAGAUCACAUGCAGUUCUCUCCGUAUCCGAGAACCAACCUCCUCACACCGAGGUUGGAGAACUCAAGGUCCUCGGAGACCACAACCACAACCUAGAGAUUAAAAUUCAUCCUGUCAAGAUUAGACGACAGAUCUCAGCUGCUCUGGUGUACGGAGAAAACUCAACCCUGAUCUCAAUCUCAACCCUUGAAUCUCUAGAUCAUGAAUCUGAUCCUGAACUCAAGUUCAGAAUUCUUCUCACUAAUCCUGAAUCUCAUGAGAGAGCUGUUAUCAACGUUAAUCUUUUUGUUAAAAAUAUAAACGAUAAUGCUCCAGUGUUCAAACAGAAAAUCUACAGUUUAACCGCUCCGCUGUCGAUCCGGCGGUUUGAAUCUGUCGGCCAGGUGUCGGCGAUUGACCCUGACGGCGAUAAAGCUGUAGUAAAGCUGAAUGCUCCACCGAAUACUCCAGUAUUUACCCUCCAAGCCAAGGACCCGGAUUCGGAUCCAAACCUCCAUUAUUUCCUGGUCAGAGAUAGAACUGGAGGAAGGUUUGAGGUUGAUGAAAGAUCCGGAGUUGUUAGAACCAGGGGAGCUGAAGCUUUCCAACUAGACAUGGAAUACGUUCUCUACGUCAAGGCUGAGGAUCAGAAUGGUAAAAACGGGCGAACCUACCAAUCUACUCCAGAGGAACGUUUAUCUAUUGUCGGAGGAAAACGUCCUCCUCAGUUCUACAUGCCGUCCUACGAAGCGGAAAUACCUGAAAGUCAAAAGAAGGACUCUGACAUCAUUUCGGUGAAAGCAAAGUCCUUUGCUGACCGGGAGAUUAGAUACACUCUGAAGGCCCAAGGACAGGGAGCUGGAACAUUUAACAUUGGACCAUCCUCCGGGAUUGUUAAGCUAGCCAAGGAAUUAGAUUUCGAGGAUCUCCGUCAGCCUCACAUCUACCAACUUCUUGUCACUGCAACAGAGGAUUCUGGAGGAUUUUCAACCUCGGUUGAGUUAACCAUAAAAGUGUCUGAUGUGAAUGAUAAUGCUCCAAAGUUUGAACUUCCUGACUACCAAGCGCAUAACAUUGAUGAAGAUAUUGCAAUAGGAACUUCUAUUAUGAAGGUCAAAGCUUCUGAUGCAGAUUCUGGAAGUAACGCUGACAUUGCCUACUCUGUGUCUGAUGAUCAUUUUGCAGUAGACUCCAACGGUGUUAUUUCUAACAACAGAAGGCUGGAUGCUGAUAGUAACAAUGCCUACUAUGAGUUCCAGGUUACUGCUAAGGAUAAAGGAGAACCGGCUAGAACAGGAACUGCUACUGUCCGUGUGUACACGGAGAAUAAGAACGACGAGGAACCAAGGUUCUCCCAGCAGGUUUACACACCUAAUGUGGAUGAGAAUGCAGGUCCGAAUACCCUUGUCACAACUGUCGUUGCAAGUGACAAGGACGGAGACGGAGUCACUUUCGGAUUUGUCGGAGGAUCCCAAACCUCGGGACUAUUUAAGAUUGAACCAAACACUGGUGUGAUCCGUCUUAACUCUGGAAAUAUCAACCUUGAUCGUGACAAAUAUGAACUAAAUGUUACAGCUAUGGACGAUGGAAAAUGCUGUAUGGAGUCGGGAGAUUCCAAAAAUCCUCAAAAGGUUCAUACCUCCACCGCUGUUGUUGUUGUUUUUAUCACGGAUGUGAAUGACAAUAAACCGAUCUUUGAGGACUGCAGUUCUUACACUCCGAAGAUAGAAGAAGGAGCUCCUAACGGCAGCCCUGUAAUUAAAGUAAAUGCUGUGGAUAAGGACAAGGGAGUGAAUGGUCAGGUCAAAUAUUCAAUUGUUCAGCAGCCCCAUCAGAAAGGAACCAAAUUUACGGUAGACGAGGAAACUGGAGAACUGUUUACAAACAAAGUAUUCGAUCGAGAAGGCGACGAUGGAAAGAGUGUGUCUGUUACAGUCAAAGCUAUCGACUCUGGAGAGCCUUCGCUUGAAGGUGUUUGCUCCUUUACAGUGGAGAUUACGGAUGUUAACGACAACCCUCCACUCUUUGAUCGGCAAAAGUACAUCGAGAACGUGAAGCAGGACACGAACAUCGGGACCAACAUUCUUCGUGUCUCCGCCAGCGACGAGGAUGCGGACAAUAAUGGUGCGAUCAGAUAUAGCUUGGCAGCGCCUUUCCAGCGGGAUGAUCUCAACUACUUUGAUAUUCAACCUGAAUCUGGUUGGAUUUUCCUAAAGAAACCUUUAGACCGCGAGAGUUAUCGACUGGAGGCCAUAGCAGAGGAUCGUGGAGAUACCGUUCUCUCUCGAACAGUUGAGGUUCAGAUAGAUGUUGUGGAUCGGUCCAACAAGCCGCCGGUGUGGGACCGGCCCGUCUACGGUCCAAUCUAUGUGAAGGAGAACACGGCCAUCGGGCAAACUGUUACUUCUGUAAAAGCGAGCUCCGGUAUCGAGGAUAAUCCGACGAUCUUCUAUCAAUUGAUCCGAGGAUCCACCGAUCAAACAAAUAAAUACGAUACGUUCUAUCUUCAACAAAGAACGGAGAAUGGUUGGACUUACGCUGAUGUGAAGGUUAAUCAACCCCUGGACUAUGAAAGAAUUAAGGAAUACAAUCUCACUAUUAGAGUUGAGAAUAACGGAGCGCAGCAGCUGGCCAGUGAAGCAACCAUCUUUAUAGUUCUUGAGGUAAAUACAAAAUCUAUUUAUGAAAGGGAAUUUUAAGUUAUUUAUAGAAAAAUAGAAUCAAUCGGUCAAGGGGUUUCUGAGGUAAACGCUAUUGAUAAGGAUGGAACCUUCCCUAAUAACCAAGUUUACUACUACAUCGUCGACAGUGUAAGGAACGAGGGGAAGGACUUCUUCGAGAUCAACUCUCAGACCGGGGAGGUCUUCACCAAAGCAGUUUUUGACAGGGAGACGAAAGGUGCUUAUGCUCUGGAAGUGGAGGCAAGGGAUGGAGCCCCAUCUGCUCGACCUAACAGUGGCGGUCAACCUAACUCAGUGUCUAAGUUUAUCCGUAUUGGUAUAGCAGAUAAGAACGAUAAUCCUCCAUACUUCGAUAAGGGACUUUACGAAGCAGAGGUAAGGGUCUUGUUUAUCUGCUUAUCUAACGUUAUAUUCAUCUGGCGACGUACUGUACAGAAUAUGGUCAAGAACCGGGCUACCAUAGGAUCGGGAAUAAACAAAUUUUGGAGGCAUUAUUAUCUUUAUCUGUCGACAUUGAUCGUAAUUCUUGACUUAAUAUUAGUUUCGAAAUUAUUUUAUUUGUUAAUUUUUAUCUUUUUAUUAAUUUCAGCUUCAAGAAUUCGUUACGAGAUAACACGUGGUAAUUUUGGUGGUGCAUUCGCAGUGAAGAAUAUGACCGGCGCGAUAUAUGUAGCUGGGCCUCUCGACUACGAACAGCGGAAGAGGUAUGAACUACGUCUGGUUGCUUCAGACAACUUGAAUGAAAACUACACAACGGUCGUUAUUCACGUCAACGACGUUAACGACAACCCCCCAGUUUUCGACCGUCCGACCUAUGAGACCCAGAUAACUGAAGAGGAUGAUAGAAAUCUACCAAAACGAGUUUUAGAGGUUAAAGCAUCGGAUGGAGACAAGGAUAGACCUGAGAGUAUUGUUUAUUUCCUGACUGGUCAAGGGAUAGACCCGGAGAGACCAGAUCAUUCAAAGUUUGAUAUCAACAGAACAUCAGGAGAGAUUUACGUUCUAAAGCCUUUGGAUCGAGAUGAGCCGAACGGUCGUCCUCAAUGGCGGUUUACAGUAUUCGCUCAGGACGAGGGCGGACAAGGCCUAGUCGGCUAUGCAGAUGUGCAGGUCAACCUGAAGGACAUCAACGACAACGCCCCUUUGUUCCCCCAGGGCGUGUACUACGGCAAUGUGACAGAGAAUGGUACGGCUGGUAUGAUGGUGAUGACAAUGACUGCUACUGAUUAUGAUGAUCUGGAGGAAGGAACCAACGCCAAGCUUAAAUAUUCUAUUGAAAAGAAUGUUAUUGAUGAGAAUACUGGAACUCCAAUAUUUGAGAUUGAGGAAGAGACUGGUGUGAUAAAGACUGCAGUAUGUUGCCUAGACCGAGAAAAGACUCCAGAUUAUUCUAUCCAAGUGGUUGCUAUGGAUGGUGGUGGAUUGAAGGGAACUGGAACAGCAUCUAUCCGUGUUAAAGAUAUCAACGACAUGCCACCCAGCUUUACUAAACAAGAAUGGGUGACUGAGGUUGAUGAGACCGACGGAACCUUGCUCCCUGAUGCUCCAAUUCUUACAGUUACAGUUCAUGAUGAGGACGAAAGUAAUAAAUUCCAUUACAAGGUGAUAGAGUCCUCAGGGUUCGGAGCAGAUAAGUUUACCAUGGUUAGGAACAAUGAUGGGACGGGAUCUCUCAAGGUUGUACAACAGCUUGACUACGAGGAUCAGCUGCAAAGACAAGGAUUCAGGUUCAGGAUACAGGUUAACGACAAGGGGGAGGAUAACGACAACGACAAGUAUCACGUCGCCUACUCCUGGGUUGUUGUCAAGCUCAGAGAUAUCAACGACAACAAACCCAUAUUCCAAAGAUCAAAUAUUGAAGCAAAUGUUACAGAGAACGCUAAGGUCGGAAAGGCUCUGGAAAGGUUCCGAGCUACAGAUCCUGACCGCGGAGGGAACAGCAAGGUCAGGUAUGCCAUUGACCGGGCAUCUGACCGCCGUAGACAGUUUGCCAUCAGCGAGGAUGGCACAGUAACAAUACAACGUGAACUAGACAGAGAAAGUGUACCUACCCAUCAGGUUAAAAUUCUUGCCAUUGAUGAUGGAGAUCCACCCAAGACUGCCACCGCUACUCUAACCGUUACCGUUGACGAUAUUAACGACAAUGCCCCAAGGUUUUUGAAGGAUUACCGACCUGUUCUACCUGAGCACAGUGCUCCCAGGAAGAUAGUCGAAGUGCUGGCAACUGAUGAUGAUGAUAGGUCCAGGGGGAAUGGUCCAUCCUUUGUAUUCCGAAUGGAUCCUAAUGCUGCAGAUGUGAUUCGAGCUGCGUUUAUUGUUGAACAUGAUCCAAAGGGUGCUAACGGUGACGGUAUGGCUGUUGUAACCUCUCUCCGAUCCUUUGACCGUGAGAAGCAGAAGGAAUAUUUGAUCCCUAUCGUGAUCAAGGACUCAGGGAACCCCAGCAUGUCUGGCACCAGUACCCUUACUGUCAUCAUCGGAGAUACCAACGAUAAUAAGAUGCAGCCGGGACAAAAAGAUAUCAUGGUUUACAACUAUAUGGGACAAUCCCCAAGCACAGAGAUUGGACGAGUGUAUGUACUAGAUAAGGACGACUGGGAUAUUGCUGACAAGACGUUCAAAUGGUUGAAGGACGAAGCGCAUCCCUACUUCUCCUUGAACCGUGAUACAGGGAUGAUCACUAUGAAGCAUGGUGUGAAGGAGGGAAGAUAUUCUCUCAAGUUCCGGGUUCAGGAUCGGAAACACACCCAGGUGGAUGUACCCGCUAAUGUAACAGUUCUUGUCAAGGAGAUUCCUCAUGAGGCUGUUAUAAACUCAGGAUCAAUGCGCGUCGUUGGAAUCUCUGACGAGGAUUUUAUCCGAACCUGGAACUGGGACACUGAGCGUCAGGAGAUCAGCAGAGCGGAGAGGUUUAAAGAGAAACUCUCUCAGAUCAUGAAUGUCAAGGUAGAAAAUGUUGAUGUGUUCAGUGUAAUGAAUCAUGCUAAGCAGGAGAAGACGACUGAUGUCAGGUUUUCUGUUCAUGGUUCUCCGUACUUUAAACCUGUCAAACUAAACGGACUCCUGCUUCAGCACAGAGAAGAUUUUGAAAGAGAACUGAAGAUCAAUAUAACCAUGGUUGGGAUUGACGAGUGUUUGUAUGAGAACCAGAACUGUGAAGGCAGUUGUUCCAAUUCUCUAGAAAUAUCGUCUUUACCCUAUAUGGUAAAUGCUAACCGAACAGCUCUGGUGGGUGUUAGAGUUUUAGUUGAAGCUGAAUGUUCUUGUGGAGCAAGAAAUUUUGACAAACCUGAAACUUGUCGAAACGUUCAUUGUUACAACGGAGGCCGUUGUCUGGAGGGUAGAUGGGGAGUUAGAUGUCAAUGCCCUCGAGGUUUUGACGGUCCCAGAUGUCAACAAACUACGAGAACCUUUAACGGAAAAGGCUGGGCAUGGUAUCCCCCUCUGGAACUCUGUGAGGAAAGCCAUCUUUCUGUAGAGUUUCUUGCUAAGAAACCUGAAGGAGUGAUCUUGUACAACGGACCUAUAGUUCCACCGGAGGAAGAGGAAUUACUCAUCUCAGAUUUUAUCUCUAUUGAACUCGCGAGAGGUCAGCCAAGACUUCUCCUGGAUUUUGGAUCUGGAACUCUGGAGCUGAGAGUUCCAGUGAAGAACUCCCUGGAUGACGGAGACUGGCAUAGGAUUGAUGUCUUCUGGGACAGAGAGACGGUUCGAAUGGUUGUUGAUUUCUGUACCUCUGCCACAGUAGUAGAGCAUGAAGAUGGAUCACCUAUUGAGUUUGAUGAUUCCAGCUGCCAGGUUACUGGACAAAUACCUCCAUUUAAUGAGUAUCUAAACGUAAAUACUCCACUGCAGAUCGGAGGCAUGGCUGUUGAACAGUUUGAUCCGGUUCAGUAUAAAUGGAGCCAUACCCCGGCUGGGAAACCGUUUGACGGUUGUAUCCGGAAUGUAAUCCAUAAUUCUAAACUCUACGAUCUGGCUGAACCGGGAUUAUCCCGUAACUCUAUCCCGGGUUGUCGACCCACUGAAGAGGUUUGCAACACUAACAACAGUCCAGGUUCAAGGUGUGGAGAUCAUGGUCGUUGUGUCGGAUCUCUCCGUUCUCCUCGAUGUGAAUGUAACCCAGGAUGGACUGGACCUGAUUGUAAACUGGAAACCAUGCCUAGUACAUUCAACAGUCAGAGCUAUGUUAAAUACGCCCUGAGUUUUGAACCUGACAGGUUUACUACGGAGAUACAGCUAAGGUUUAGAACCAGAGAGGAGCAGGGAGAACUCUUCCGGGUUUCAGAUCAGCAUAAUAGAGAAUAUGGUAUACUAGAGAUACAGCAGAGCAAGCUCAAGUUCAGAUAUAAUCUUAACUCAUUGAGAACAGAAGAAAAAGAGAUAUGGUUAAGCGCUGUCUAUGUUGACGAUGGGCAAUGGCAUAUUGCGAAGGUAACCCGAUACGGUUCCGCCGCGAUUCUAACCCUUGAUGGCGGAGAGGGGCGGAGAUACAAUGAUUCCUUCCUAUUCAUCGGACACCAAAUGAUGGCCGUGGAUAAACAAGAAGGGGUUUAUGCUGGCGGAAAGGCGGAAUACACCGGAGUCAGAACAUUUGAAGUUUACUCCGAUUUCUCUAAAGGAUGUAUGGAUGAUAUUAGAUUAGAAAGAAAACCUCUUCCUCUUCCACCUCAGCUAAAUGGAACUCAGUGGGGUCAGGCAACCAUGGCUAGAAACCUGCAGAAGAAUUGUCCGUCUAACAACCCCUGCGCCAAUGUUAUCUGUCCAAAUCCGUUUGUAUGUGUAGAUCUAUGGAUGGAGUAUGAGUGCUCGUGUCCACGAGGGCAGAGGGUGACCCCUGAUGGUAAGGGCUGUGAGGAUAGGAACGAAUGCCUGGAUAACCCUUGUCUUAACGGAGGUUCAUGUUCUAACCGUGAUACUAACGAGAGAUAUAAAUGCUUGUGUACAGCUGGAUAUUCCGGAGCUAAUUGUGAACUCAUGCAAGAGGAACAGAUCCUACGGCUUAGUAUGGGUGCACUGGCAGCCAUAUUGGUCUGCUUAUUAAUCAUUCUAAGUAAGCUGCAACUAACCAACUUCGUUUGCCCCGUAGGGCAGAGAAGGCUAGGAGCUACUCAAUGUAUUGAUGAGAAUGAAUGUGAAGACCCAGGAAUCUGUCAAAAUGGCGGAACUUGCAUAAACUUGAGCGAUUUCCGUCAUUUCCGGUGUAUAUGUCCCAACAUGUGGAGUGGAAUGCACUGCGAGGAGCUAGCGGCCCCUGCCGUCGUACUUGCAGGAGGGAAAGAUUUCAUCAUUGUUUUUGUUUUUUGCGUACUUUCUCUUUUAAUCCUGGUUCUUGUGUUUGUUGUUUACAACCGGCGGCGUGAGGCGCAGAUAAAGUACCCUGGACCAGACGACGACAUCCGGGAGAACAUAAUCAACUACGAGGACGAGGGAGGCGGCGAGGAUGAUAUGACCGCCUUCGACAUCACACCCUUGCAGAUACCCAUAGCAGAUCCGGCAUUAGCCCGACAUAGUUUACAGAGACAGAAAAUACAAUACCCUGGUCCUAUGCUGGGACCAGACUCAAACGUCGAGACCUUUAUUGAAGAUCAUAAACGGCGGUCAGACCUUGACCCAUGCGCCCCGCCGUUUGAUGAUCUUAGAAAUUACGCAUACGAGGGAGGCGGUAGCACGGCGGGAAGUCUUUCGUCCCUCGGCUCGGAGACAGAUAAUGGACAUAUAGGUCCAUUCUAGACCCGUGGAACAAUAGACAGCAUUCUUCUUCUUUUACCAAAGUUGAUUAAGAGACAGGAAACUAAGAAAGGAGUUCUUCUAGUUCCUAGCUCCAGGUUUCACGAAUAUUGGAACCCUGUUCCUGUCUCUACAUUCCUGAUUCCAGGUUGCAUUUAGCAAGUUCCUGGAUCCAAGUUCCAAGUAGCCAAUUUACAACAUGGACACUUGAUCUAACAUCUAUCUUAUUAGAUCACCGCGUCCGAAUUUUAUACCUUACAUUCCUUUUGUAAAAUUCUACUGUUAUAGCAGCGUAGAAAACAUUUGUAUCUGCACUCCCCGUUAUAUUUAAUCCAGGCCGCAGUCAUAACUGUUAUAGUUUCUCUAAAUCAACGUUUGGCAACUGUCUUAACUGUUUUUUAGUUUUCUAGAUAAACAAGACGCAACCUCAACUGUUCUGUUCUAAAUAAAAAAUAAUUGUUGCAAUAAAAACAGUUAAAAAGU